AUGGCUACGAGAAAAAAACCUCAAUUACCAAAAUCUGUUUUGGACAUGAAAUUUAUGAAGAAAACAAAAGAAAGAAUAGAAAAAGAGUUAGAAAAUACACAAGACCAUGAGAGUUUGUACUCUAAUAUUAUUACAAACGAAAUGCGACAUGCUACUGGUAAUUACAUUUCAGAAUCUAGUUUUAUAUUUUGUGAAGAUUUAAUGGAAGGCAGAGUAUCUUUUAAAGGCAUGAAUCCUGAAAUAGAGCGAUUAAUGGAUUUCGAAAAUAAAAAUGAAGAUAUAGAUAGUGAAAUGCAAAAGGAUGUUUCUGAUGAAAUUUUAGCCAAAACGAUGAAUAAUCUCAAUAAACGGAAACAACUUCCUAGCCCGAAUGUGUAUAAUGUGAAGAGGAAAAGGAAG
This is a messenger RNA of Brenthis ino (lesser marbled fritillary), 399 nucleotides long. NCBI's taxonomy places the organism in Eukaryota, Metazoa, Arthropoda, Insecta, Lepidoptera, Nymphalidae. The record is from the annotation of a GenBank genome assembly.